Molecule: messenger RNA, 1275 nt
Organism: Brugia malayi
Lineage: Eukaryota; Metazoa; Nematoda; Chromadorea; Rhabditida; Onchocercidae
Gene: Bma-spe-4.1
Product: Presenilin spe-4, putative
Exons: 9
Coding region: 1-1275 (424 amino acids)
Biological process (GO): amyloid-beta metabolic process; Notch receptor processing; membrane protein ectodomain proteolysis
Cellular component (GO): neuronal cell body; Z disc; dendritic shaft
Molecular function (GO): aspartic endopeptidase activity, intramembrane cleaving
Source: RefSeq, a predicted model, not a curated record
AUGUCACAAACAGAAGUAGGUGAAAUGUCCAGAGAUGAUGAAGAAAUGUUGGCGGCUAUUGAACACUGGACAAAACAGCUUAAACAGGUUGAAAGAUUGCUGGUUCCUGUCACUCUUAACAUAAUGUUAACGCUAAUUGUUUGGAUUGGUGUAUAUCAUACCAAAACGGAUUCGAAUUCUGUCUUCUAUUAUAUGCUCGAUCCGGGACAUAAUCAUACAACCGGAAAUGAAAUCGUCGAUGGGAUGGUAAACGGAAUCGGAUGCGUAUUGAUGCUAGCUGUGAUAAGCUUUGCACUGCUUGCUAUGGCACUCUACAACUACAGGUGUUUGGUUCAGAUGUGGCUAUACAUGUCCUGUGUACUCAUCAUCUUCGGGGUGUUCGCUUCAUUCCUGGUAGACUUAUUCAAAGCAAUUGGCUUCCAGACCGCUCCUCCUAUACUCACAACACUUACUGUUAUUACAUAUGGUACCAUCGGUAUCCUCGUAUUCUUCACCAAAAAAACUCCUCUUUACAUGCAUCAAUUCUACGUCAUUUGCAACUGUUCAUUGGUUUCUGUAUUUUACCUUCGAAUGUUCCCUACACAUACUGCGUGGUUUGUAUUGGUAUGCAUUAUUAUUUGGGAUGCAUUCGCAGUGCUUGCACCCAUCGGUCCAUUGCGACGUAUCAGUGAAAAAGCUCACGAAUACAGCGAUCAAGUAUUGCGAUUCUUAAUGUUCACAGCUGAGGAUAGAAAUGAUGAGCGGAGGGAAGAAAUCACAAUCAACAGACGUCUUGUCGAGCCAAAACAACAAAAAGUGAGGAGAAGCCAUAAAACAAGCUCCACAACAAGGCUGGAUUCGGAAGCAGAGAGCGAACAUAUUCGACAGCGUAAGGCGUUAGGUCGCAAAAGUAAUAUAUGUAAUGAAAGGAUCUGGAAAAUUUGCACAAAGUUUGGAACAUCCGACGAACAAAAGAAAGAAACGAAAUUUACAGUCUACGAUGCUCUGAAUGAUGGAUCAUCAGUUCGUCUUGGCAUGGGUGACUUCGUUUUCUAUAGUUUGCUGGUAGGUAAAGCCGCCGCGACACGUAGCACAAUGUGCGUUGCUGGCUCAGUGGUCGGCAUACUGGUCGGACUAGUGAUCACCCUUACAGUACUGUCUAGCGACGAUGAAACCACUCCAGCACUGCCCGUUUCGAUUACCAUCGCUUUACUGCUACAUUUCGGCAUUUAUUUGUUCGUCGAACCAUUCUAUAGUCAAAUUGUGAUGAGCUCAAAAUUAUUUAUUCUGCUCUAA